Messenger RNA from Plasmodium gallinaceum, 312 nucleotides. RefSeq names its product conserved Plasmodium protein, unknown function. The record is from RefSeq and is a predicted model, not a curated record. The transcript has a single exon. Bases 1 to 312 code for a protein of 103 amino acids. Lineage: Eukaryota; Apicomplexa; Aconoidasida; Haemosporida; Plasmodiidae.
AUGGAUGAAUUUUCCAAAGGUAUUGUUUUUCCAUUAAAAGGUGAAAAUAUAGAAAAAGAAAAAAAAAUAGAAGUUGAAAAUCACAUUCAAAUAAAUUUUCAUCUACCUUGUGGUAACACAGAAGUUAUGUAUGAAAAAGCCAGUAUAGAAGUUGGUUAUUUAAAAUUAAUGUUAUCUAAAAAAUUACAAAAGCCAUAUAAUCAAAUUAAAUUAACUUAUAAUAAUAACGUUAUGCUUGAUCCUCUAUCAAUUAUAGACAUAAUUAAAGAAAAGUUCCAAUUCAUAGAUAUAGACGUUAAUUAUAUUGAUUGA